ACCAGGAAGAAGUGGCCAGUGUUUUUGCUCUGUGUGGGAAACCGUCGUUCGAUUACCGUACCCUCUUAAACAAUUUUCGCCUCGCUUUCGAUAUAUUCAGCGGGGAUUUGAUCGUGAGGGUCACCCAGUUGCCUAGGAGAGCCCGAGGCCUGGUUGGGAGGUCUAGGCCGCAGCUGCUAUGCAUGACGCUUUUGAGCCGGUGCUGAUUUUGGAGAAGCUGCCCUUGCAGAUAGAGUGCCUGGCAGCCUGGGAGCAAUGGCUUCUUGUCGGAACAAAACAAGGGCAUCUCCUGUUAUAUCGCGUGAAGAAGGAGCAGGGAUGCAACCAGUUUGAAGUGACUUUGGAGAAAUCGAACAAAAACUUUGCAAAGAAGAUUCAGCAGAUUCAUGUUGUUCCUCAAUUUAAGAUCCUCGUCAGUUUACUCGAUAAUAAUGUUUGUGUCCACGACUUACUGACGUUCCAGCAAAUGACUACAAUUUCAAAGGCCAAGGGAGCUUCUCUGCUUUCUUGCGACCUUCAACACUCAGCCUCAGGAGAGGAGACAUUGAAGAUGUGUGUGGCUGUGCGGAGAAAGUUACAACUAUAUUUCUGGAAGGACCGUGCAUUUCACGAGCUUCAAGGAGACUUCAGUGUCCCAGAUGUUCCUAAAUCCAUGGCAUGGUGUGAUAACUCAAUCUGUGUGGGAUUCAAAAGGGACUAUUACCUUAUCAGGGUGGACGGAAAAGGAUCCAUCAAAGAGCUGUUUCCAACAGGGAAACAGCUGGAGCCGCUGGCCGUGCCGCUGGGUGACGGGAAAGUUGCGGUUGGACAGGAUGACCUUACCGUUGUGCUGAACGAGGAGGGCACGUGUACACCCAAGUGUGCCCUAAACUGGACAGAUAUCCCUAUGGCUAUGGAGCACCAACCUCCGUAUAUAAUCGCCGUGCUGCCCAGAUACGUGGAGGUCCGAACGUUUGAACCAAGGCUGCUGGUGCAGAGUAUUGAGCUGCAGAGACCUCGCUUUGUCACAUCUGGAGGUGCUAACGUUGUGUACGUUGCCAGUAAUCAUUUUGUCUGGAGGCUGGUUCCGGUGUCCAUUGCCACUCAGAUACAGCAGUUGCUCCAGGAUAAGCAGUUUGAGCUUGCGCUGCAGCUGGCGAGAAUGAAAGACGAUGCAGACACCGAGAAGAGGCAGCAGAUCCACCACAUUCAGAACCUUUAUGCCUUCAACCUCUUCUGCCAGAAACGAUUUGAUGAGUCAAUGCAGGUUUUCGCCAAAUUGGGCACUGAUCCUACUCACGUUAUUGGCAUGUACCCAGACCUAUUACCCUCUGAUUACAAGAAGCAGCUUCAGUACCCUAAUCCAGUACCGGUACUCUCUGGAGCAGAACUGGAAAAAGCCAAUCUAGCUCUCAUAGAUUACUUGACCCAGAAAAGAGUCCAUCUGGUAAAGAAGCUGAAUGACUCUGACCACCAAUCCACCACCUCCCCUCUCAUGGAGGGAACGCCAACCAUCAAAUCUAAGAAGAAACUCUUGCAGAUCAUAGACACCACUCUGCUCAAGUGCUUUUUGCAUACCAAUGUGGCCCUGGUGGCUCCUCUUUUGCGACUGGAGAACAACCACUGCCACGUGGAGGAGAGUGAACAUGUCCUGAAGAAGGCGCACAAGUACAGUGAGCUGAUCAUCCUGUAUGAGAAAAAAGGGCUACAUGAAAAGGCCCUGCAGGUUCUAGUGGACCAAUCUAAGAAAGCAAACUCUCCGCUUAAAGGUCACGAAAGGACAGUGCAAUACCUGCAGCGCCUGGGAGCAGAGAACAUUAAGUUGAUGUUUGAAUACUGCAUUUGGGUGCUUAGGGAUUAUCCCGAGGAUGGACUGAAGAUAUUUACCGAAGACUUGCCCGAGGUGGAAAGUCUGCCGAGGGAUCUCGUGCUAGCGUUUUUAUUGGACAACUUUAAACACUUGGCGUUUCCAUACCUGGAACACGUUAUACUCACCUGGGAAGAACGGGGUCCAGAUUUUCACAACUGUCUGAUCAAGCUGUACUGUGAAAAGGUGCAGGCUCUGAUGCAAGCUCUGCCCAAAGACUCUGCUUUUAAUGAAGUAGCGAGUACUGGAACAGUAGCUGCUGGGACAGAGAAAGGAGAGCUGGGUGAAUUCCGUCGCAAACUCCUCAACUUCCUGGAAAUAUCUGACUCUUACCAACCAGAACGGCUGAUCAGCAACUUCCCAUUUGAUGGACUGUUGGAGGAGAGGGCCCUCCUCUUAGGACGGAUGGGGAAACAUGAACAAGCUCUGUUCAUUUAUGUUCAUAUCCUGAAGGAUACCAACAUGGCAGAGCAGUACUGUCAUAAACAUUAUGACCCUAACAAGGAAGGCAAUAAGGAUGUCUACUUGUCCCUGAUAAGGAUGUAUCUGUCUCCACCUGAUGUUCACUGUCUUGGCCCGAUCAAAAUUAAGUUAGACGAGCCAAAGCCAAACAUUAAGGCGGCGCUUUCUGUUUUGGAGCAGCAUCAUGGAAAACUGAACACAACCAAGGCCAUAAACUUGCUGCCGGCAAACACUCAGAUCAAAGACAUUCAGAUCUUCCUUGAGAAAGUGCUUGAAGAGAAUGCCCAGAGGAAAAGGUUUAACCAGGUUCUUAAGAACUUGCUGCAUGCAGAGUUUUUGAGGGUACAAGAGGAACGGAUAUCUCAUCAGCAGGUGAAAUGUGUGAUCACAGAGGAGAAAAUUUGCCGCGUGUGCAAGAAGAAGAUUGGAAACAGCGCCUUUGCUCGAUAUCCCAAUGGCAUGGUUGUCCAUUAUUUUUGCUCCAAAGACGUCAGCUCUGCGGACACUUGAAAGUAUCCCCAUAAAACGAAGAGACUCAAAACCGAAGCGAGGACUUUGCGACGGCACUAAGCAGCUCGGACCCUGGUGUAGUGAGCUGUGUGCGUAGCGCCUAUGACACGGUCCCAUGCGGAUAUUAUUUAUAGCGGUCAUUGGGUUACACUUGUCUCAUCUAACUAGGCUCAAGCCUUAACACCCUUAUGGGUCAACAUGUCUGACAUCGAGUUUACACUAGACUGUCUGUAGGUCGUCACAGAUGAAGAAGGGCGAUUUCUAUUAAGGUAUCGAAGUUUUGCACACUGUAGUCUUUUGAUGAAUUUUGCAACAAACUGCGACAGCAACUUGGAAGCUGUCAAUCAUUUUACUCUCUACUUUGGUUGGAUGUACGUUACUUUAUGUUUGGAUGCAGACGCAAUACUUUAUUUGGACCUAUGACACUACCACUGGUAUUUAACCCAUUCCCUGCAGAGUUUCUCCAGCGCCAAACCACCGGCUUGUGGCAGGCUACAUCUCGCAUAAUUGAUUCCCCUCCACUUUAGAUGUUGAGUUCAACCAAACAUCCUGUUACAAAAUGCAUUACAUUUAUGUGUAAAAAUCAUAAAAAUCAGCAAUAUAGGCCUGAGCAUUGUUGGGGUACGCAAUUCAUCAAUCCAAAAUCCAGACUUGCCUAGAUCGGUCUUACAAGCCUUCCACAAAAUGGUAACUGCACUCCUUGGUUCACAGAACAUUGACUUGCAGCAAUGGGUUGCUUUUCCAUCACGUGGUUCCAGUGCCAUUAAGCAUCCCUUGAUGCAAGAAGGGUUGAGCUGACCUGCACUAUGCAUAAUUAAACGGGAACACCCGCCAUUUGUUUUAUGAUAUCACAUUAAAAAAUGAGUUUUCAAAAAA
This is a messenger RNA of Spea bombifrons (plains spadefoot toad), 3694 nucleotides long. It is a transcript of the gene VPS39, whose product is annotated as VPS39 subunit of HOPS complex. The record is from RefSeq and is a predicted model, not a curated record. Gene Ontology annotation, biological process: autophagy; vesicle-mediated transport; intracellular protein transport. Gene Ontology annotation, molecular function: protein binding. Lineage: Eukaryota; Metazoa; Chordata; Amphibia; Anura; Pelobatidae. Gene Ontology annotation, cellular component: membrane; cytoplasm. The transcript is spliced from 25 exons. The coding region runs from base 179 to 2818 and encodes 879 amino acids.